ACUGAUAAAAUACAACAAAGGGAAUGAUUUGUUUCUCUAUAAUGAUCUAAUAUCUCUUUAUCAUCUCAUGUGAAGGGGUCAUGUAGGAGGAGUUCUUUUGAAACCAAACAAGUUACGAAUUUUCCCUUAUAAAAAGGAAAUUGAGACCCGACAACUCACUGGAUCUCACCAUAAGAGGUUUGCAAUGCACAGGUCCUGGCACAGACAGUUGUGUUGUCACGCGUAUGAGUCCAGAACCUUUCUCCAGCUUCUAUAAGCAGCAACACUCCUCUCCCUCCUCCCACACCUCCUCAGAGCAUCUUUAAUAAGACACAUGCUCCGGGGCUCAGGCUCUCAUUCACACCAAACACUCCUUGGCGAUCCCCCAACAGGCUGCCUGCUCCACUUCUAGCCCCGCCGAGUCUUCAUGGGUUGAACUGACAGGAGUGCCACACUCUCCUCUCCUCCUUUUUCCACCUCUCCUCUCCUCUCAUACUCCACGCAUCGCUCCUCCAUUACAUCGUCAACCGCCCCCCCCCCCCCCCCCCCCACACACACACACACACACACGCACACCACCGUUAUGGCUUGUGCCCCGGGAAUGUUUGGAUUUGCAGCCGCAGCAGCAUAAUCCUCUACUGAAGGGAGUUGCGGACGCAGCAGCCCAUAGAGAGAGAGACAGUGAGAGACAGAGAGCGAGAGAGAGAGAGAGAGAGAGAGAGAGAGAGAGAGAGAGAGAGAGAGAGAGACCCAGCGGACAGAAGCAGCGGAAGGAGGGAAGCAGCAGGGAGGAGCAGCAACAGCAGCAGCGGCGGCAGAGUGAUCCACCUGUCACAGAGUGGAAGGGGCCCCCCGCCUGAUCCGUCUGCCUGCAGGGGGGACCCCGCGUGGCCGGUCAGCACCAGGGACUAUGCAGCUGGGACUGGUGGCUCUGGCGAUGGUCUUUCUCGGAUCCAUGGGUCACAGCGACAGUGGCCUCAAGCUCUCAAAGGGACUGAGGCAGAGACGGAUUAGCACUGAGGGGCCACCAUCUUGCUCAAAUGGCUGUGAGCGAUGUUCCGAAUACAAUGGCUGUAUAAAAUGUAAGCCCAAACUCUUCAUUCUCCUGGAGCGCAACGACAUCCGCCAGAUAGGCGUGUGCCUCGCCUCGUGCCCACAGGGAUACUUCGGCAUGCGGACUCCCGAUACCAACAGAUGCAUUCAAUGUAAAAUAGAGAAUUGUGAGGAGUGUUUCAAUCGAAAUUUUUGCACAAAAUGUAAGGAGGGCUUAUAUUCACACAGAGGGCGAUGCUACCCCAGCUGCCCUGAAGGCCUCAGCACCACCAACGGGACCAUGGAGUGUGUAGAAUGUGAACUGGGCGAAUGGAGCCCAUGGGGUCCCUGUAUGAAGAAGAACAAGACGUGUGGCUUUAAGAAAGGCACACAGACCAGAAUGCAAGAGCUUCUUCAUGCCUCCAGCACUGACACAGUCUCUGCGUCAUCCCCCCGGCCAUGUGCUCCACAGACUGAGAGACAGAAGUGCACAGUGCAGAAGACACCAUGUGGAAAAGGAGAUGGGAAUAAGAAUAAGGGCGAGCGACGAGACCAGCAGAGGAGGCGAGACAAAGAAAACGUCCGAGGCCAUGGCCACGAGGGCAAAGAGAGUGGCAAAGAGGGUGGCAAGAAGGGUGGCAAAGAGGGAGGAAAAGAAAGAAGCAGAGAGGGGGGCAAAGAGGGAGGAAAAGGAGGAAGAGAGGGUGGCAAGGGAGGCGGCAGGAGGAAAAAGGGCCAAAACCAGGCCACCUCCGCGCCCAGCCUUACCCCUAGCACUGUAGUCUAGGCCUUACUCACGUUGGGACUUAGUGGGGACAAGGAGGGACAAAAACAAGGCGACUAGGCAACACCCACCUGCAUUGGCCAUUAUUAAGAGACAGACAGUGGACAGAGGAGACAAUAUCAAACUGAUGAAGAAAAGGAUUAAUGCUGCUAUGCAUUCUAGAAGAUGCUCUAAGAGAACUGGAGGAUUGCUGCAAUAAAUGAGGAUCAGGACUUGGACUUAUCAGACGUGGAGCGAAGAGGGUGAAUGUGCAAUGUGGAGGGUUCCACUGUAAGCCUUGCAGUAGGGUCAACAUGUUUCAUUUCACCGCUCCCAGGUUUAUCAUGGAGUUGGCAGAUGGAGAUCCCAGUGGCUUAACAGUGGAACACACUGAAUAUGAAUAUGAGAAUUUCAAGAUGGAGUCUUCACAAUGAUCAAGGAUCUCUACAAUCCAUUAGAAUCCCUGAUGUGCUUUUCAAAAUCUAUUUUUCAUUGUUGACGACUCAUGUUUUGUGAAUGGUAGCAAGUAGAUAUUUCUAAGGAGAUGUUGUUGUAAGUGAUAUAGAGACAAUGAACAGUAUUAAAAUUCUUUAUUAUUAUUAUUUUUUAAUUAAUUCUAUUUUAUGAUUAAACAAUAGAAAGGCACUGGAACAAAUGUGUGGUUUUGAAGGAAUGUUUUGAAGGAAUUUUAAUUACAUUUUUGGUUUGUAGAGAAUCUACUCCAAAACAAACCAGCAACAAUAUAGAGAAGGUUUAUACAGCUUUAGUUCAAAUCCUGAUCUGGUGUUAGACAAAGGUUACCCACAUAAUAGCUUAAUUCUUAAUUUCAAAUAGAAUGUUUUGCUAUCUUCAGCAUAAAAAGUUUAGGAUUGAAAACUGUGUGUUGUGUAUGUGUGUUGUGAGUAUGUGUGCGUGUGUCUGUGUGUGCAUUUGUGCCUGUCUGUAAAUGUUACAGAAUUUCAGCAAAAUGUUUUUGUGAAGUAGUGGUCACACAAGUGUAUGUAUAUUUGUGUGGGUAUAUUGUUUGUGUUUCUGCACAUAAGCUUAAUGUGUGUGUGUGUGUGUGUACGUAUCAAUCUGGUAGAAUGGGAAAUUUUAUAUAAACUCAGCAAAAAAAGAAAUGUCCCAUUUUCAGGACCCUGUCUUUCAAAUAUAAUUCGUAAAAAUAAAAAUAACUUCACAGAUCUUCAUUGUAAAGGGUUUAAACACUGUUUCCCAUGCUUGUUCAAUGAACCAUACACAAUUAAUGAACAUUCACCUGUGGAACGGUUGUUAAGACAGUAGGCAAUUAAGGUCUUAGUUAUGAAAACUUAGGACACUAAAGAGGCCUUUCUACUGACUCUGAAAAACACCAAACGAAAGAUGCCCAGGGUCCCAGUUCAUCUGCGUGAAUGUGCCUUAGGCAUGCUGCAAGGAGGCAUGAGGACUGCAAAUGUGGCCAGGGCAAUAAAUUGCAAUGUCCGUACUCUGAGACGCCUAAGCCAGCGCUACAUGGAGACGGGACGGACAGCUGAUUGUCCUGGCAGUAACAGACCAUGUGUAACAACACCUGCACAUGAUUGGUACAUCCGAACAUCACACCUGCGGGACAGGUACAGGAUGACAACAACUGCCCGAGUUACACCAGGGUCGCACAGUCCCUCCAUUAGUGCUCAGACUGUCCGCAAUAGGCUGAGAGAGGCUGGACUGAGGGCUUGUAGGCCUGUUGUAAGGCAGGUCCUCACCAGACAUCACUGCCAACAACAUCACCUAUGGGCACAAACCCACCGUUGCUGUACCAGACAGGACUGGCAAAAAGUGCUCUUCUCUGACAAGUUGUGGUUUUGUCUCACCGGGGGUGAUGGUCCGAUUCACAUUUAUUGUUGAAGGAAUGAGCGUUACACUGAGGCCUGCACUCUGGAGCGGGAUUGAUUUGGAGGUGGAGGGUCCAUCAUGAUCGGACUGAGCUUGUUGUCAGUGCAUGCAAUCUCAACGCUGUGCGUUACAGGGAAGACAUCUUCCUCCCUCAUGUGGUACCCUUCCCGCAGGCUCAUCCUGACAUGACCCUCCAGAAUGAAAAUGCCACCAGCUAUACUACGCGUCCUGUGUGUGAUUUCCUGCAAGACAGGAAUGUCUGUGUUCUGCCCUGGCCAGCGAAGAGUCCGGAUCUCAAUCCCAUUGAGCAUGUCUUGGACCUGUUGGAUCACAGGGUGAGGGCUAGGACCAUUCCCCCCAUAAAUGUCCAGGAACUUGCAGGUGCCUUGGUGGAAGAGUAGGCUAACAUCUCACAGCAAGAACUGGCAAAUCUAGGACAGUCCAUGAGGAGGAGAUGCACAGCAGUACUUAAUGCAGCUGGUGGCCACACCAGAUACUGACUGUUACUUUUGAUUUUGAUCCCCACCCUCUUUGUUCAGGGACACAUUAUUCAAUGUAUAUUACUCACACCUGUGUUACAUGUUCAGUUCAUGUCUCAGUUGUUGAAUCUUGUUAUGUUCAUACAAAUAUUUACAUAUUAAGUUUACUAAAAAAUAAACGCAGUUGACAGUGAGAGGACGUUUCUUUUUUUGCUAGGUUUAUAUGAUGAGAGAGACCAUUGUAAAGGCACAGUUAUAUAUCAACGCAUCAAUAUUUCCAUAAUCAUAUGCCUCUGGUUACAUGUAAACCAUCUACAGCUGCUCAGUAAUCAUGUGUUUUUGCAACAGGGUCCAACAUAUUGCACAGCCUUUUGUGUUCUGUGCUAUAUACAGCUCUGUCAGUGGAAAUAAUCACUGCAUUAUUCAACUACUGUCAGCCUGAUACGACAGAGCAACUAAAGCUUUUGUACCGUUUGACACUAAUCUUUGAGCAAUCAUUUUCACAUUUUGUUUAGCUUUCCCUGGGUCUAUUUGCUUUACACAAAAAUAUUAGCUUCAUGAGAAGGUAUACGUUAACGCGUUCAUAUUGUGGAUAGUGGUACUGAAAAUGUCGACAUCAGUAUAUCAUUGAUCAUAAUGACUAUUAGUAUCAUUAUGAUAUAUCUGAUUACUUCUGUGAAAGCUUGAAUAAACUUCAGAUUCAGUAAACAUGGCAGACACACUAGCAUGAUCAUUGUAUAUUUUACAGUAGUCGGACUCUUCCUGUGCAAUCAAAUAUUAUUAUUAGUAUUUCCAUUUCCAUGUUUCCAUUUCCUUUUUGUUCUCCGUGGUCUCUCAAUGGAUUUUACUUUUCACACAUACAGUAGUUGGCCUGUAUAUGCCAUAGAUAUACAGUACAGUAGCCUACAUUUAUACCAAUGAUCUGUAUUUGUAUACACUCACCAUAAUAAUUGACACACAUAUUAAGACUGCCUUUCACAGGCUCUUUAAAUGUAUAAUGACAGCACAUUC
Oncorhynchus masou masou (cherry salmon) is the source of this 5118-nucleotide messenger RNA. RefSeq names its product R-spondin-1-like. NCBI's taxonomy places the organism in Eukaryota, Metazoa, Chordata, Actinopteri, Salmoniformes, Salmonidae. Bases 890 to 1798 code for a protein of 302 amino acids. The transcript is spliced from 6 exons. The record is from RefSeq and is a predicted model, not a curated record.